AUGCAAUCCACAGUGUUCCGCUCCUUUGUCUUGCUUUCUUGCACGUUCCUAGGCCUCAUCUGUGGAACCUUAUACCUAUACUCAUCUUACAGUCCGCAAUUGGCUCUGCGACUCCAUUACCUGGCAACAGGAUCUUCGUCUAUCGCCUUAUGUGGUAGUUUGGGCACGGCAGUCGUUGGCCCACUUGCUGGAAUAGUGGUGGACAGAAAUGGGUAUUCUGCUGCACUUUUCAUCGGAGGAGUUUCCAUUGUUUUGGGAUAUCUCUUGUUGAAAUGGCAGUACGACGCUCCAUACUCGAACCUCCCAUUCUCGUGCUUUGAUCUCUUUUUGGUGGGGUGCGGCUCCACAUUCAUCAACUCGCUGUGUCUCAAAUGUUGUGCUGUGACAUUCCCAAGCAUUCGAGGAGUGGCCACUUCGCUUCCUCUAGCGUUGUAUGGACUCUCGGCCAUGUUCUACUCCGUGGUGGCAUCUGUCUUCUACGCCGGUGAUACCCUGGGCUUCUUGUAUUUUCUCAUUGUGUCGCUGAUCAUCAUCUUUCUCAUCUGCUGCCCUGCUAUAGUGCAAUGUGACAAAAGAAGAUUCUCCAAGCGACAACGCACAGAGGUGGUGGAAAUGACCACAUUUGGACCUGAGCCGGUCGAUCCUCUUGAGCUUCAAAUGCAUGGUGUUCACCAUAAUAGCGAGAUUUCCGGAAUGAAACUCCUCCGAACUCCACGUUUCUGGCUACUCUUCAUCAUCACCGGUGCAUUGGCAUCAUUGGGCCAGAUGUAUAUUUACUCCGUCGGAUACAUGGUGAAAGCGCUCGUGAUUUUUAGCUACGAGCUCCCACCUGAUGUGCUGGAGAAGGUUCAUGCUAUCGAUAUCUUGGUCCAGAACCAACAACAGCUCCAGGUGAGUCUUUUGUCGGUUACCAAUUGUGUCGGGCGGCUCGCCGCAGGCAUAGUCGGUGAUAUUGUCAAUAAGAAUUUGCGUAAGCCGAGAAGUUGGCUCCUUUUCUUGCCGUCUUUUGGUCUUAUCCUAACGCAGGUUAUGGCCCUCAAUAUCAGCCACUACGAGCAGUUAGGGCCUACGUCGAUUUUGACAGGCUUUUUCUAUGGCUUCACUUUCUGCAUAAUGCCAAUUAUUGUGGGUGACGUUUUCGGCAUGGAGAACUUCUCGCAGAACUGGGGGUUGGUAUCCCUCGCUCCUGUUGCUCCCAGCUUCUAUUUCACAAAUCUUUUUGGGAAAGUGUACGAUCUGCGAUCCUCCACGGGUGAAAGUGGGUACACUUCGUGUUUGCUUGGUGGUGGCUGCUACGACUUGGUAUUCAAGCUUUCGUUGGGCGUUGGUAUCUUGUCCCUAUUGGCUGUUGCCAUGUUCAACUUUGGUGAGAGGUAUGUUGCCAGUCUGAAUCUCUACGAGAGGCGGCGGUCGUCUGUAUCCGUUAAGUGA
Messenger RNA from Sungouiella intermedia, 1431 nucleotides. The record is from the annotation of a GenBank genome assembly. Lineage: Eukaryota; Fungi; Ascomycota; Pichiomycetes; Serinales; Metschnikowiaceae.